AUGACGACAGAGGCGGCGGCGGCACGGACGUCGUUCGAGAUUGCCAAUGGGAUCACGGACUCGGCGACCGAGGCGCUGUACCACCACGAUGCAGCUACGUACCAAGCGCUCCUCCGCGAGGCGCCAUGGAAGCAUGAUCCCUACUAUUUCAAGCAUGUGAAUAUCUCUGUGGUAGCGCUGCUCAAGAUGGUCCUGCAUGCGAGGGCAGGCGGCGAUAUGGAGGUAAUGGGGCUUAUGCAAGGCCGCGUAUGCACCGAGACACGGACAUUUCAUAUCCUUGAUGCGUUUGCACUGCCUGUGGAAGGAACAGAGACGCGCGUGAAUGCACAGAACGAGGCGUACGAAUACAUGGUCCAGUACUUGGAGACGUGCCAAGCGGUGGCGCGGCCUGAGCAUGCCAUCGGCUGGUACCACUCGCACCCAGGCUAUGGAUGCUGGCUGUCCGGCAUCGACGUACAGACCCAGCUGACCAACCAGCAGCAGGACCCGUUUGUGGCGAUUGUCAUUGAUCCAUGGCGCACAAUGUCUGCGGGCCAUGUCGAUAUCGGUGCGUUCCGUACCCUUCCGCCCGAGUUCCACGCGGACUCGUCGCCGCACCGCACCACACCCCAUGCCAUGCCAGCGGACAAGGCAGCGGACUUUGGUGCGCAUGCCUCCCGGUACUACCCACUCGACAUUCAUUAUACGAAACUCGCCUCCGAUCGCGGACUGUACGAGCGAUUGUGGCAGUCGUACUGGGCACACUCGCUCACGACAUCGCCGUCGCGCACUGAGCAGGCACUAGCGACGCAGCAGGUACAUGCUAUUGCCGCACAGCUGCGCGACACGGCCGAGGCGCUGCAGCAUACGAUGCCAGCGCCCAGCGGCUUAUCUCUUGCCCAAGCUGCGCGACGCGUGCCUGGGAGCAUCGAUACCGAUAUCCCAGCACUUGUACGUCAGCUCACGCAGCGCGAGGCCGAACAGCCUCUGGUGCAGGCCGCGCAGCACGCCAAGGUCUUUCUGGCCGACGCCCAACAUACCCUGUUGCAGCACGAGAUGAAAGCAGCGCUCUUUGGCCCUGCCGACUAG
This is a messenger RNA of Malassezia pachydermatis, 1068 nucleotides long. RefSeq names its product cop9 signalosome complex subunit 5. The transcript has a single exon. Lineage: Eukaryota; Fungi; Basidiomycota; Malasseziomycetes; Malasseziales; Malasseziaceae. Gene Ontology annotation, molecular function: metallopeptidase activity; protein binding; deNEDDylase activity. Gene Ontology annotation, biological process: protein deneddylation. Gene Ontology annotation, cellular component: cytoplasm; COP9 signalosome. The record is from RefSeq and is a predicted model, not a curated record. Bases 1 to 1068 code for a protein of 355 amino acids.